Messenger RNA from Syzygium oleosum, 694 nucleotides. RefSeq lists its product as uncharacterized. The coding region runs from base 208 to 555 and encodes 115 amino acids. The transcript is spliced from 2 exons. Lineage: Eukaryota; Viridiplantae; Streptophyta; Magnoliopsida; Myrtales; Myrtaceae. The record is from RefSeq and is a predicted model, not a curated record.
UGUAGCUGCAAGUUAUUUGAAAUGCGAGGAUGGUUGUAUAGGCAUACUUUAUGCAUCUUGACCCGUGUUGUAAAUGUUGCAAGCAUUCCAUCACAAUACAUUUUGAAGAGGUGAACAAAAGUUGCAAAACAAGGGACUUAUUGUGAAGAUGUUGCACAAAGCUCUCAUCAUGCAGUUUAAUCAAAGACAUUGCGUUUGAAGAGGUUGAUGCGGUUAGCUUUCAGUGUUAUGAAUGAUGGUGCCAAUCAUGAUGUUACAGAGGAGCUUGCAACUACAACCUUGUUGCGUCUUCACUCUGAAAUUACAAAUAAAAUGCAAUCUUUAACGGGUAAAGAUCAUGUUCAUUUCUUGGUGGAAGGUGAUGAAGCUGAAUAUGCAGAAAAUCGUGGAAUUCAAGUACGUGAUCCACAUCGGAGAAGGCCAAAAGGUGUACUAAAUACUCGGAUCAAGGGCGCUGUGGAAAAGAGAAAGAGAAAAGCGUCUUCAUUCAUAGGAGGCACCUUGCACAAGCUUUUGGGUCUUUUUGCUAUGAGCAUGCACUUCUACGUAGGGUAGGAUCGAUUUGCAAAUUGUUUUUGGGACUUGUACAGUUCACUGCUCCUUCUAGAAUCAACAAUGCCAUAUUUUGAUGUUGAAUUGUUGAUCAAUAGAACAAUCUGCUUUUGGGUGUAAACAGUGACAUCGUUGUGUCUAU